UCCACUCGAGAUAUUACAGUUAUUUUCUUCCUCACGUUGCGAAGUUUUCCCAGUUUUCCAACAUGCAACUGUAUAUCUUUGCCGCUUUACUAGUUGUCGUAGCUUUAAACAUGGCUUACGCGGAUCACCCGUCAUCCGAAUGCUGUGCCGCACGGAAAUACAAGGUCCCGAUUUCAUUAGCGGUGGCGCCCCCUAAAGACCCCAAGAAGCCGUGGCAAUACGCCGUCCGUGUCGGUCAGAUCCUGUACUUGACCUCGCUUCGCGCCUUUGACUCCUUUGGCAAUCGCACCAUCAUUCCUGAGCGGGGCACCUAUAAAGAAUCCCUGUGGAUUAUGGACCUGGCAUAUCAAAUUCUCGAUCAAGCCGGCUGCCACUGGACCAAUGUGCACGAUGUGGAGAUACUGGUCACCGGCGGUUCUGAGGAGUACCCCGAGGUUGACAAAGCCAUUAACAGAUUCUGCGAACUGGUAGAAUGCGCUGGGUUUCCUUGGGCUGGCCAUUUACGCAGUACUCUACCUCUUCCUGGCGGCGCCGCUGUCGAAUUCAAGAUUCAGGCCAGCAACUGCCGCUGGAGCGACAGGGGUAACCAGUAAUCUUGCGAGUGCCGCGGACGCCUUGCCUUUCCACCAUGUGAUUCAACCCAUAUCCAACAGACAGAUUAAUAUGAAUACUCCAUCCGUGUGCAUUUUCGCCGCAUAACUCUAUUUUACACUUUGCUUAAGCAUGAUA
Messenger RNA from Paramacrobiotus metropolitanus, 729 nucleotides. RefSeq lists its product as uncharacterized. The coding region runs from base 63 to 593 and encodes 176 amino acids. The transcript has 4 exons. The record is from RefSeq and is a predicted model, not a curated record. NCBI's taxonomy places the organism in Eukaryota, Metazoa, Tardigrada, Eutardigrada, Parachela, Macrobiotidae.